Messenger RNA from Umbelopsis ramanniana AG, 1981 nucleotides. RefSeq lists its product as uncharacterized. Bases 499 to 1716 code for a protein of 405 amino acids. The record is from RefSeq and is a predicted model, not a curated record. NCBI's taxonomy places the organism in Eukaryota, Fungi, Mucoromycota, Umbelopsidomycetes, Umbelopsidales, Umbelopsidaceae. The transcript has a single exon.
CAGGCUUUUCUUUUCUUUUCCUUGGACGUCCCUUGGUGGAUCCAUCACAUUGGUGUCAGUGCUUAAAAUAUCUCACGGAAUGAAACAAGGGGAUAAGCACACCUCAAUCUGCGGCGCCGUUUUGAAUCAUCUUCCCCCUCAUUUCCCCUGCCAUAGAUGACAGUGAUUAGAAGCAAGCACAAGUAUCCACUGUGGACUUCACAAGAGAAAUAAAGGUAAAAUUGACGAUCCGCCCCCUUCACUUUAGUAGUACUGCUUAAAGUGAAAGACGCAAGAUAAAAUGUACAGCAAAGGUUAGUGUGGUACAAACAUGCUGUGGUGACAAAAUUGACGCGUGGUCCCCAGAAAAGCAAGCUGUAUUCCUUUUUCCAACUUUCAUCAGAAAUAUCACUGAAAAAGACGUCCUGUAGACCAGCGCCUUCUUUUUUUUUUACAUCAGAGCCAUACACGAUCUUUCACUUCACUCGCCAACCAUACUGGAGUUUUUAUUUCAUUGUAAUGGCCCAACUGCUAUCAUUGAAUCCAAGUAUAUUGAUCAAGGUGGUCGAUACACUUGCCUUAAAAGACGUCAUUCUACUUGCCAGUACCUGUCGCCAACUACACCAAUUGAUCUAUGAGACAGCAGAUAUCUGGAAUGCUGGUAUGCUAUUCGAGGACCAUAAUCAAGAUAUCGAUGAUGAAGUUAUCGCCUACAUCGUACCUCGCAUUACUCGAAGUUAUGGGAUUCAUUCAUUGAAAAUUAUAGGUUUACACAAAGUAACCUCAAUUGGUAUACUUCAAAUCUUCGACCAAUUCGCCCACGCCUUGAAAGAUAUUGAGCUUGGCACUUCUAUGGCCGUCAUAGAAGCACUCACGGAUCAUUUAGAAGCAUUCUCUCUGAAGUUAGGCUUGUUGCAAGCUGCCAAUUCUAUCCCUCUGACAUUUUGGGAAUAUCGCUGUCACCAUAAGGAAUACAUGGAGCAAGUAGCUGCCUACAUGUCGCAGUCAUUGCCCAGUCCGACGGAUUCCAAAAAUACCAACUACUCACAUGCUGAAUUAUUUGCAAGGCUAAGAUGGCUCCAGCUUCCAACCAAAUUGGACGAUCCUCCGUUCGAGCACUUGGAGAAAAUUAAAGUUAUCAUCACCGAUGGGGACGAUCAUGCCAUUUUGCUGAAGCUGCGAUCCUUGAUUGCAUAUCUGUCUGGGGCUAACUUGGAAAGUGAUGCGGAAUCCGAUGAACAGAAGCAUAGCGAGGCACAUGCGGAUCGAUGGCAUACGAUUAAUCGCAAACAAAAGGUUGCGGACAUCGUUUCGAAAUUAGAAAUUCUGCAUCAGCCUUCCAUUGCUCCAAGCACACCCCAAUUGUCCGCGCAGCAACCACCAGCACAUUUAAAUCAACAACAACAACAACAACAAGAUCCAUACCAUCAUAGAACUCUUCCUGCACUACCCAUGGUGUCAGGAGCAUGCCCGGAAGGAGCAAUGUGCACGCCAUACGAUCGGCAAGAAACGCCAAUCCCCCCAUCACCACCAUCCGCUACUGAUUCCCGCAAGCGUAGACUUGCUCAAUCUGAGCCUCGGCUUUCCUCUGAAGAAAGCAAACGAAGCAGGCGAUCCCCAUCCACCCAACCCGUUGUCAAAGUUUACCGCUACCGCCGAAGACGAUCAUCCGGUUUCGAAUCACAGUCAGACCAAGAACGCCAGCAACAUGCUUACAGGCAUCCUGUUUCGAAUUAGAAUGUGGUCAUUCCCCCUGCUCCCUUUCCGCUCAGACUAUGAGCUUUCUUUCCUUGACAACAAGGAAUUUUUAUAUAAAAAAAAUGGUAUCUUCCGGGAGCCUAGGCUAUUGUAUAUGCUGCGAGAUAGAAUUUCCUUGUGAUUUUCGUUUUCUUUUUUUUUGGUUUUCAACAGAUUGCUAUUCGAGGGGAUUUCCCCUUCCAUAUGUAAUGAUGAUGCCUGCAUGCUAUCAAAUAAACGAGACAAAGUAAAAGAAAAAAAAAAA